Messenger RNA from Ceratina calcarata, 4365 nucleotides. It is a transcript of the gene Fstl5, whose product is annotated as follistatin-like 5. The coding region runs from base 399 to 3101 and encodes 900 amino acids. The record is from RefSeq and is a predicted model, not a curated record. NCBI's taxonomy places the organism in Eukaryota, Metazoa, Arthropoda, Insecta, Hymenoptera, Apidae. The transcript has 17 exons. Gene Ontology annotation, cellular component: neuronal cell body; plasma membrane; axon. Gene Ontology annotation, biological process: synapse organization; homophilic cell-cell adhesion. Gene Ontology annotation, molecular function: calcium ion binding; protein binding; axon guidance receptor activity.
UCCUCAUGAUCAGUGCACCCCAAGCUGUCACUGCGGUCGGCAGGUUUCACUUCCACCCUCGGCACCGUCGAAUGCACGCGCACGUCCGUGUAUUUGUUUACAAGCUCGCGUGUUCCCGCGUUCGUAUCGCUUGAUUCGUCGUCGCGACAGAUAUAAUGAUUAAAGAAAGAGAAACGUUCAGUCUCCAAUCCGAAACGUAAUCUAGACGUUUUCAAAGCUUUCCGAUCGAAAUUGGAAAAUUGUACAGCGCAAUUAUCAUUUUCUGUCGUUAGAUCGAGGCUCGUACACCAAUGCGAAGAUGUGUAAGGAACUUUGAUUUGACCAAACAAGCUCGACAAGUGUCGUUGUGGCCGUGGCCGUGAAGGUUCUUACUACGGGGAAGGAACCAGUUACACAGGAUGAGGCGGAAAUCCGAGAACGCAGCUCUUUGUCUCCUUCUACUGUCCAUCGCUUCGUCGAGCUACGUCGUCCCCGUGGCCGGGUAUAAGCACUCGAGGCGACACCGGGACUUUACCGUGGCCGAGAGCUACGAUGCGUCAUCGUCCAACGGUGACGGCCUCUCGAUGACGAUACCGUCGCCACCGCCGCAGAUCGAUCGAUCCUCCCUUCCCGAAAACCAAUACGAAGGUUCGCGAACGAUCGAUCUCUGCGCGACGAAAUAUUGCGGAGUCGGCAAGGAAUGCGAACUAUCGACGAACAACACGACCGCUCUCUGCGUAUGCAUACGAAAAUGCCCGCGGAGGCAUCGACCGGUCUGCGCGAGCAACGGCAAGAUCUACGCGAAUCAUUGCGAGCUGCACAAAGCUGCCUGCCAUCAGGGAUUGUCCUUGACCAGGAGCAGGCUCAUGCGAUGCUUGCACCAGGACAUCGAGAACGCGCACAUCCGAAGAACUCUGCACGUGAACAGAACAGCGUCUAGGAUGAGCAAACUCGUCUCUUAUCCGAAAUCCCGGAACCGAAAGAAGGACGGGUUGAGAGAUAACUUGAUACCGGAGAAGAACGAUUCCUACUCGAAGGAGUGCUCGAGUCAGGAGUACGAAAUAAUGAAGGAUAAUCUGCUGCUGUACAACCACGCGAGAUUGAUGUCCCAGGACAACCACAACAAGGAUUACCUCGUCACUAUAAUGUUUUCUCAUUAUGACAGGAAUAAUAAUGGUAAUCUUGAACGCGAGGAAUUGGAACAGUUUGCGGAGAACGAGGAUUUGGAAGAGUUGUGCAGGGGAUGCAAUCUGGGACACAUGAUCAGUUACGACGACACGGACGGCGAUGGGAAAUUAAACGUGAAUGAAUUUUACAUGGCGUUCAGUAAACUCUACAGUGUCUCGGUGGUGUCCCUCGACAAAUCCCUCGAGGUGAACCAUAUUUCCGCGCGAGUGGGCGAUAACGUGGAAAUUAAGUGCGACGUCACGGGCACACCGCCGCCUCCGCUGGUAUGGCAACGUAACGAGGCCAAUUUGGAGACUUUAAACGAGCCCGAGAUUCGAGUAUUCAACGACGGCAGUCUGUACCUGACGAAAGUCCAGCUGAUACACGCUGGGAAUUACACUUGCCACGCGGUCAGGAAUCAAGACGUCGUUCAGACCCACGUGCUCACCGUUCACACUAUACCUGAGGUAAAAGUGACGCCGCGAUUCCAAGCGAAACGAUUGAAGGAAGAGGCGAUUAUACGGUGUCACGUCGCUGGUGAGCCUCUGCCGACGGUUCAGUGGUUGAAGAACGACAAACCCCUGAGCCACGAACUACCGGACAAGUACGACCUCGUCGGGAACGGUACUAAGCUGAUCAUCAGGAACGUUGAUUACGCCGACACCGGGGCCUACAUGUGUCAGGCCAGCAGCGUCGGCGGUGUCACCCGGGACAUCAGCAGCUUAGUGGUCCAAGAGCAACCGACCCCGACGGCCGAGAACGAGGAGAGGAGGUUCUUCUCUUUUCACGAAUGGGGCAUUUUAGUGUACGAACCCUCUGCUUGCCGGCCGCGGCACGAAAUCCGCUCUACGGACGUUAUACCCGGUACCCAGGAAUACGUGUGCGGGGUGGCGGGCGUUCCUUGCUCGUGGGGACGCGCGAUCAACGUGGCGAAUCGAUACGUAUACGUCACUCAACCGGACAAAGACCGGGUGCUGGUGAUCAGCGAGAUACAGAUGGUCAUAGUCGACGUCGUGCCGACGGACAGAAACCCGGUUCAACUGUGGUACGUGGCAUCUCUGGAUCAAGUAUGGAUAUUGAACUGGCGAAACGAGGAAGACAUCGACGUGAAGACGGUACAAGUGAUCGAAGACGCGUCUCAGAAGAAGAAGCACAGGGCCAUCCGGCCGGAACCGAUCGAUGCUCAAUUCGACAUCAUUCAAAACAUCUACAUUCCCGAACCGCAAGAUAUCGAUGGUACCUUCAAAUACGGUUACGUGAGCCACAGGAACCAACGUAACAUGUACAAGCUCGAUCUGAAGAACAUGAAAUAUACACGGAGCGCUGAUUUAAGCUCUUAUAAUUGCGUGCCGGUGAACGUUCAGUUCUCGGUUCUAUACGGGUUCGUAGUGAUCGAGUGCCAGGAACCGCUUACCAAUCAGCCGACGGGACAAUUGCUGCUGGAUUAUUUGACCGACACCGUUCUCGCUCACAAAGCGAACCUUUUAGGGAAACCGACCAUUUCGCCCGAUUCUCGACACCUCGUCACUUUGGACAAGAAGGACACGGGCGUCACUUUAGUCGUGCAGGAAAUAUUACCCGAUGGUUUGAAAUUCGCGUUCGACGUGAAAACGACUUUGAACAUCAGCGAUAUCGCGCUCUAUCCAUCGCAAACGACGCACGGCUACGAUAUAUACGCAUCGUCGAUCGACAAAGAGAACAUUCUGUUCCUCGAUCUCUCCACUGGCAAAGUGGAGAUGAUAACAGGAGUGGGCAAAGCGACACCACCCAAUCUGACCAAGUGGGGAAACCCGAACAGACCAAUUGUACAGAGUGGCAUGUUUGGCAAAUACAUGGUCAGCCCGUCUAACGAUGCGCUGUUCGUCUUGAACGGGGAGACCCGGACGAUAAAUUGCGAGAUCGGCGGCCUAGUACAUCCCGGAGCGGUGGUAUGGUUCACAGUGUCUUUGAAUUGAGCAAUCGAAACGGUAACAACGAUGCGAAGUGCGUCUAGAUUAAAAGUACCCGUGAACUGCGUGGAACAAGUAUCAUGUACAUCUCACCGUUUGAAAGGGUAGAGGAACCGUAGUCCUUCUUUUAUAUUAGUGAAAAGUACGAACGAAGUUUCGAGAAAUAUAUUCUAACACCGACAUUACGUACCAUUACCCGUGGUUAUCGUUGAAGUAUUUCAAAUGUUUUCGGGACACCGCUCUUCGAUAAGUAUUAACAGCGUAUUUUUGACACCGUCGUGCGAAUAAAACCGUUUUUGAUCGUUAAAAUGCGAACAUUUAUCGUGAAACAUUUAUCAAUAAGAUUUUUAAUGUACAUACCAAAGAUCGUCUUUUACAUACAUAUUUAACGUACCUAAUCGUUAUCCUAUCGGUGGCCUUAGUUCUCCUCAAUUUUGCAUAUCUCCAUCUUUGUACUUAUAUAUAUAUAUAUUUCUCUCUUUCAAAUAAAUUUUCCAUGGCUAUAAAGAUACUCACUUGGAGAUAGUGAUUAGAACGUUCAUCGUUUCCCGAUGAGAGCCGUGAAUCAUUAAAAUUGAAAUAUCACGAGAACUCGAGUACGUACGUAGUUGAACAAUUCAAAACAUUGACUUCUUCCUUUAUUUCCAACAAUAUAUUUAAAUUUCUUUUUAAUGUCGAGAGUCAAUGACAUAUUAUAGCCGAAAGUUCGUCAACUUGUAUAUGCUAGCUAAUUGUUAAUUAGAAAACGGAGGGACAGCCACGAAGUUACGUGUGUGCUGAGCAGAACAUAAAAUAUAAUACAAUUGUAAUCACUUUUAGCCGACAAAAGUCCUCUUGUUUUGACGGAAGAUAUUGAGACAGUUUGUUUUCACGACAAUUUCCACGGUGAACUUAUACGGCGAAGGUAUCUAUGAUACAAUAAUAGGCCCACGUGUAGCACGCUAACAACAGAUAUGAAGAUUAUGUAUUAUAACGCGUGCGUGUGUUUCGUGUACGCCUGUGGAUACGAGCGCGACGUAACGAGUAAAAUGAACGUCUUGUAAUAAAAUUACAACAGAACUAAUUUAAUAAAUAAUCUGCAAAUACAACGUUUCGCAUUGGUACACAAUGUAGAUGCAGAUCAGAAAACAUCGUUUAGCAGUCUUGUAUCGAUUCGAGUAAAAAGGAAACAAUGCAUAGAUUACGCUCCGUUAUCAACGAUCGUAACUCUUAAGUGUCUUCUAGUCGUAACGCUCGCCAUUAUUCACUAAUAAAUUACGUCUGUUCAAAA